Molecule: messenger RNA, 336 nt
Organism: Parnassius mnemosyne (clouded apollo)
Lineage: Eukaryota; Metazoa; Arthropoda; Insecta; Lepidoptera; Papilionidae
Source: the annotation of a GenBank genome assembly
AUGUUACGUCAUUUUAUAAGAGCUUUGCAACCACUCAUUCCUGGCCGAGUACGGGCAGUGGGGAAUGAUAGUGCCUUCGAACGCAAUUCCAUUCGUAAAGAGGAGCAGCUGACCCAAGUUUUGAAACGCUCAUUGCCUGGCAUCACAUAUAUCAGCGUACAAGACAUUUCUGGUGGCUGUGGUGCUAUGUUUGAGAUCAGUAUCGAAGCCAAAGAAUUUGUUGGACUAUCAAGAGUGAAGCAACACCGCCUAGUGACAGACUCAUUGAAGAGUGAGAUAGCAGAAAUGCAUGGAAUACGUAUUCACACAACACCACCUCAAUCUAAUGUUGAAUAG